This is a messenger RNA of Bolinopsis microptera, 2266 nucleotides long. RefSeq lists its product as uncharacterized. The coding region runs from base 18 to 2066 and encodes 682 amino acids. NCBI's taxonomy places the organism in Eukaryota, Metazoa, Ctenophora, Tentaculata, Lobata, Bolinopsidae. The transcript has 16 exons. The record is from RefSeq and is a predicted model, not a curated record.
UAACUCCCAAGUAGAAGAUGAUAAAAGUACGUAACGAACUCGGUGAAUCCCCCUGCUACCUCUGUGAUUUUGCGUGCAGCACAAAACAGAAACUAGCUUACCACACCUUUACAGUUCACAACACACCUCAGAGUUUGAUUUGCAGCUACUGUCAGUUCAAGUUCAAAGAUGUCUCAUCUGUUAGGAGGCAUAUCCGCACAGUUCACAUCAACGCUAAAGAUUACAUGUGUACUUACUGCAACAAGAAAUACAAACACAAAUAUGAUCUGGAGAAACACUUUUCCAAGAUUCACAAGACAAGACCAAUGGAGGGGCAAAACUUCUGCUCUGAGUGUAAACUACUCUGCUUUGGGUGGGAACAGCUCAAGAAACAUUACCUGGACGCUCAUGGUAAAACAAUACAACAUAUAAAGUGUCCCCAAUGUUAUAAGAUCUUCUUUGAUGUGAUGUAUUUGAAGCAGCAUUUCAAACGGGUCCAUAACAACAAGACUAUGAGUGUUGUCUACUGCCAGCACUGUGGAGCAGUGUUUGAAGAAGACACAGCGCUAGUCCGGCACAUGGAAGAAAAACACUUCUGGAACGGAGAAAGUGCCGUGUUCUGCCGGGAGGACCAGUGUGACGAACUGUUUGAGGACAUGUCCGAGCUGGAGACUCAUAUUCAGGCGGUUCACAAGGGCAAUAAAAGAGUCCGAGUAUCCCCUACCUCAUAUUGUAGUGGUACCGAGUCAGAUUGUCCAGUUUGUUCAGAUACUCAGCCUUCCAAAUUACAGUUAGUAGCACAUUUGACGGAGAGUCACCAUUGGAGAUCAGUUAUGGAAUGUCAAAAAUGUUACAAACUAUUCCCCACGUGCGCAGAAGUUCAGGAGCAUUUAAACUCACACUGUUUGGAACCUGAAGAUGCGCCUCUCUUACCGAGCGGGAAACAUUCCAUCCUGAAGAAGAGAUUGCUGAAGAGGAAGAAUAUUAAAGACCUGUCACGUGACUUGGAACCUAGAUUCUUUGUGGGCUUCGUCCGGCUGGACGAUCAGAAGGAGCCCGCGUUGCAAGAAGAGGUCGAAGUGGAAACGAACAAUGGAGAAGGGAGCAGUUUCCCGACGAAAAUUGCCGGAUGUGUAACCAUAGGAUCUAAUACUUUGUCCGGAAUUCGGGCGAAGUCGUGCAGGAAACUACAUCAACGGAUUAACGCCUGUGCCCUCAAUUGUUUAAAAGCAGGAGCAGAUGGAGUACUUUCAACUACAGAGGUCGAGAACAUCGCAAGCAAAGGAAUGGCAAAACAGUCUGAUACCAGUGGUUACGGAAGGGCUGAAAAAGCUAUUGAUGGCAAUAAUAAUGGCAACUAUCAUAGCGGGUCUGUAACCCACACUGAAGCAUCUGGUAGUAACGCCUGGUGGUCGCUGACAUACCCUCGCUCAAUGUUUAUCAAGGAAAUCCAAAUCUUUGGAAGAACAGAUUGUUGCUCGGAACGAAUUGAUGGUGCCUCUGUCUUAAUUGAUGGCAAGAAAGUAGGAACAUUAAACCACAAUGAUGGAGCCCCUAUGGUUGUGCCGGUUAAUAGAGUUGGCUCCGAGAUAAUGAUCAGAAAUAAAGAAGGUGGAGCCCAGCUUUCUCUUGCUGAAGUUCUGGUGAUGGGGGCUAAAAUAGAAAGUGAUCCUUGCAAAGAUGGGUGCGACAAUAUCGCAUCAGAAGGAUUAGCAACGCAGAUCGACACUGAUCACAAUGGAGAAGCUUCCCGGGCCAUUGAUGGCAAUACUUCCAACAGAUGGGGAUCGAAUUCGAUUACCCACACUAAAACGACAGGGCCAAAUGCCUGGUGGAGAUUGACAUUCCCAGAGAACGCGUACAUGGAACAAAUCAAGGUUUAUGGACGUGAGGACUGUUGUGCUGAUAGGCUCGAUAACGCCACUGUGUAUGUCGAUGGUGAACUUGUUGGGAUUGUGAACUCCAAAAUAGGAUUCCCCAAUUUGAUCAACAUCGCCGUAAGCGGACAAGUGAUAGAAAUAAGGCCAGCAGGCCGCCAUCCUUUAUGUCUCGCUGAAGUUGAGGUCAUCGGCAUGUUGAUGCAGUAGAGUAAAAAGGAGCUGACGCUGAUAUACGAAACAUUCUAAUGAAAAGAAUCAUAUCAGUUAUAUUCAAUAAUUUGAUAGCCUGUUGCAGCAAUUGGAAUGAUUUUUAAAACUUCGUUGUUUUCACCUUAUGUAAUAUUUUAACAUGGUUUUUAGGGUUUCAAACGUUUACUUUUAGACAUUAAAAUAGACCUUGCAAUUAA